AUGAGAAUAUGCGCAGGAAACUGGAAAAUGAACGGAACUUUGGAGACUGUCCACGAGCUCUCCAAGGAGAUGAACCGGAAGAAGGCGGAGCUUGCAGGGACUGAGAUUAUAGUGGCUCCCCCGUAUACCCUUCUCAUGGAGGCCAGGCGAUACUUUGACCCUGUUUUUAAGGUGGGCGCCCAGGGGAUUUGCCCAUACGCAGUCUCUGGGGCGUAUACGGGCGGUGUUGGGGCUGUGCAAGUGAAGGACCUGCACGUGGAGAGUGUUAUAAUAGGGCACUCUGAGAGGGGAAAGUACUUCAAAGAGACGGAGGAAGAGGUGCACGCCCAGCUCAAAAUGGCGAUGGAGAGCGAGCUAGAGAUAAUUCUGUGCGUGGGCGAGACGGAGGAGGAGAGAAGCGCAGGGAAGACGGAAGAAGUCGUCCAGAAGAGGCUUUGCCUCCUUAAGGAGGUUCUGACGGGAAUUACUCCGCAGGUGAUAAUAGCGUACGAGCCUGUGUGGGCGAUAGGCACGGGAGUAGUCCCCGCAGUGGAGGAGAUACAGCCUAUUGUCAGCCUAAUCCACGCGGAAAUGGGCAGCUCCAUAAAGGGAGUGCUAUACGGGGGGUCUGUGGGCAAGGAAAAUGCUGCGUCUUUGAUGCAGAUAAAGAAUCUCUCUGGGUUUUUAGUGGGGAAUGCCUCGCUAACGAGCGAGUUUGUGGAAAUAUGCGGCAUCUGCAAUAGCUCGAGGAGCGAGUAG
Molecule: messenger RNA, 738 nt
Organism: Nematocida major
Lineage: Eukaryota; Fungi; Microsporidia
Product: triosephosphate isomerase (TIM)
Exons: 1
Coding region: 1-738 (245 amino acids)
Biological process (GO): glyceraldehyde-3-phosphate biosynthetic process; gluconeogenesis; glycolytic process
Cellular component (GO): cytosol
Molecular function (GO): triose-phosphate isomerase activity
Source: RefSeq, a predicted model, not a curated record